This is a messenger RNA of Trichophyton rubrum CBS 118892, 825 nucleotides long. RefSeq names its product mitochondrial 37S ribosomal protein RSM10. Lineage: Eukaryota; Fungi; Ascomycota; Eurotiomycetes; Onygenales; Arthrodermataceae. The record is from RefSeq and is a predicted model, not a curated record. Gene Ontology annotation, biological process: translation. Gene Ontology annotation, molecular function: structural constituent of ribosome. Bases 1 to 825 code for a protein of 274 amino acids. Gene Ontology annotation, cellular component: mitochondrion; ribosome; small ribosomal subunit. The transcript is spliced from 5 exons.
AUGUUCUCGCCGUCCUAUUUCCGCUCCGUGCUGGGAGCUACCAAACGAAUCAAGGUCACCAAUCUCUUCCGUCCUCUCUCAACUUCUUCUUCUUCUUCCUCCGAUAUACCUCCAGAGAUUCUAUCAGCUAUACAGAAAGGCAGUGGGGAAUCAAGCUCCGGAACUCCUGAAAUAAAGCGAGAAGUCUUUACCGAGCCCGAACCAGAUAGUAAACCACAAGAAUGGAAUGACCGAUUAGAAGUCUACAAAGAAAAGUUUCGCUUGCCCAAAGCCGUUCAGGCUGCGUACAUGAAACCUCUAAAGCGGAAACCGGAAUACGGUUUACCAGUUUGCAACCUACAGCUCCGCUCGUACAGCGCACGCCACGUUGAAUUCUUUGCUGAUUUCGCACUCCGUGCCGCUUACUACCUUAACAUCCCCGCCUCCGGACCAGUACCGCUACCGCGUAUAGUUGAGAGAUGGACUGUCAUUCGAAGUCCCUUCGUACACAAGAAGAGCAAGGAGAACUUUGAACGUAUAACAUGUCGAAGGCUGAUACAGCUUCAGGAUGGCCAUCCGGAAGCCGUCCAAGCGUGGUUGGCCUUUUUGAGAAAACACGCCUUCCACGGUGUUGGUAUGAAAGCAAAUGUAUUUGAGCAUGCUUCUCUAGAUGUCGGAAAGGAGAUGGAUACAGCAGCCAAAAGCCUUGAGAAGGCUCUUGAUGAGGAACUUGCACAUUUUGGAGCAAAGAAGGGCGCCGAGUUCCCAGAAUCCCUUGCUUCUAUGCUUGAAAGAGAGACACAGACAAGAACAGCUGCACCACUCACAGAGGGGCGAAAGGGCUGA